Molecule: messenger RNA, 2632 nt
Organism: Schistosoma bovis
Lineage: Eukaryota; Metazoa; Platyhelminthes; Trematoda; Strigeidida; Schistosomatidae
Source: the annotation of a GenBank genome assembly
AAUAAUAAUAAUAAUAAUAUGCAUAUUAUGCAAUCGAAUAAAUAUCGAAAAUUUAUUUUAUUAUGCGAUAAUGGAUAAUUGAUUUGAUUAGUUACAAUCAUAAACUUAAUAAAUUGCUUUAUUUUCACACGUAUAUUGUAUAUCUUUAACGGAUAAAGAAAAUCAAAGGCUUUAACAUUAUUACAUUCACUAUUGAAUUAUAAGACCGACGUUUAAUUCUAUUUUGAUGAUAUUACCCAGAAAUUAUUUCGAUCCAAAAGGAGUUUAUGUGUGUGUGAGUGUGUGUUUGUUUGUUUGUUUGCACUUUUCUUGAUUCGUAAUUUAUGAAUGAAUGAAUGAAUGAGAUAAAACAAUGAACCGAUUACUUUAGUGAAUUAUAGCCAACUAAAUUUGAACUUUGUGCUAUACAUCCAUUUAACAUAUAGAUACAUUAUAUAAACAUUAUGGAUGCUAAUAAUGCAUUGAAAUUAGGAAGAUUAUUUCGUGUGCCUUAUGGUGGAGAAGGUGUGGAUUUUAUAGAUCAAUUAAAUUAUCAAUUUACAAGUGGUAUAAUUGUAUUAUUUAUUGUUAUGAUUGGAUUUCGUCAAUAUGUUGGUAAACCUUUACAUUGUUGGGUACCACAAGAAUUCACAAGUUCAUGGGAAGAUUAUGCUGAAAAUAUUUGUUGGGUACAAAAUACUUAUUUUCUUUUACCAAAUGAAGCUAUACCAGAAGAUGAUUUUGAAAUGUUAAGAGUACGACAUAUAUCAUAUUAUCAAUGGGUAGCAAUUAUAUUAGCUGGACAAGCUAUGAUGGCAUGGGUACCGCAUGUAUUAUGGCGAGUUUGGUCAAAACGUGUACCUGUUCUAUUAAAAAAUGCACGUGAAGCUGCUGUACCUGAUAAAGAAGUACGACAUAAAGCUAUUAGUUGUCUUGUAGCUGCAUUAGAAGAAAUUUCUGAAGCAUCAAAACGUUAUCGACGUACUCGGGGAAUAUUUCAACGUUGUUUAGGUGGUCCACCACCGACUACACGUAUUACAUUAUUAUUUCUAAUUGUACGUAUAUUUUUUAUUGCAAACAAUAUUGGACAAAUUUAUGUUAUGAAACAUUUUAUUGGAACAAAUGAUACAUUAUUUGGUUUACAUGUAUUUCAAGAAUUAUUAAUCGGUAGUGAAUGGGAAGUUAGCGGUUUAUUUCCACGUGUAACAUAUUGUGAUGUAAAAGUUAGAAAAUUGGGACAAUUAAAACCUGCAUCAUAUACACUACAAUGUGUUCUUCCAGUAAAUUAUUUUAUUGAAAAAGUCUAUAUAUUUCUAUGGUUUUGGUAUAUAUUAAUGGCAUGUUUAACAAUAUUAAAUACAUUUAUAUGGAUUACAAAAUUAUGUUUACCAUAUCGUCGUGUCCAAUUUAUACGUCAAUAUUUAAAAGCAUUAAAACAAUUAUCACAUACAGAAGAAACAGAAUGUGCUCGAUUUGUUAAUAAUAAUUUAGGUUGGGAUGGUAUAUUUUUAUUACAAGCCGUAAGUAAAAUCUCAAGUGAUUUAAUUGUACUUGAUGUCACUGGUAUGUUAUGGAGCAACUAUCAACGUGCAAAAAUUACUGGAACUGAAGAAAAUAUUGGACGAUUUAUUGAAAGUAUUAAUCGUGUUUAAAAAACAAACUUCUUCUUCUUCAUCUUCUUCUCCUUUUUCUUCUUUUUCUUCUCUUUUUUUUUGAUAAACAAUAUAUAAACAUAUCAAAAUGGAUUCUUUCUAUAAAAAUGAUAUUCACUAGCCUGUGAUUUAUUUAUACAGAUGACUAAUGAGUCUCUCUCCUUCCCUCCCUCUCUCUCUCUAUAUAUAUAUAUAUAUACCUAGUGAACAAUUAGUAUACAUGUACAUAUAUGCCUUUUAUAAACGCAGCAAAUCCUAAUGAAUUAUUUGAUCAUUUUGUUUUGUUAAAACUAAUUGCUCAGCUCUUCAAUGAAUUUGAAUCUUCUUCCUUAGUUACAAUUAUUAUUAUUGUUAUUAUUAUUAAUACAAUUAAUAUUAUGUUAGUAACAAUUAUUAUUUAUUGAUUGUUUACUCUUUCUAAUGAUAAUCACUAAUUAACAAUACUAUAAAUGUGAAUAUUAUUAUAAAUAGGGUAUCAAAUUACCCAAUAUGUAAUACUUUUUGAAUGAUAUAAAACUAAGAAAUCAAUAUUUGAAGAUACUCAUUUUAUUCAGUUAUUUAUCAAUAUCUUAAUCUUAUUCCCCCCCCCCUUCAUUUUAACUAAUCAGUAUCUAAUGAAUAUUGUAUAGGAUAUUUGUGUAUACAUGAAUAUUUAUCAAAAACGAAUUCUAUUGUAUAAUUAUAUUGGUGUGUAUUUAUGUAUAUCCAUUGAAUAAAUGAAACUAUAUAUAUAUAUAUAUCCUAAUUUCCCAUACAGAUUGAGAAAUGUUCCCCCCUUUGGUCAGAUUUUUAUUUAACGCAUAAAUGCAAAAUUUAUUUAUAUAAAAAUUCAACUGAUCUUCGUUUCUUUUUUCUUGAUAUUUUUGUCAUGGUAACAAUUGUUAAUCAGUGGGUAUGAUAUCAAACUCAUAGACAUUAUUACUUAUCUAUAUGUAUAUGUGAAUAAUAAAUAGAAUUAUGGUCUUCCUGUAAUUCAGUUGAUGUUAUGUAUAUAUAUAUAU